CCUGAGGCCUUGCAAUGAAGCGACGCAAGUGAGUCUCCCCGUUCUGCUUCAGAAACCAAUUACACCACGCCACAUUGCAUCAGUCUAUUUCCUGGGGGCGACAGGACAUGGCCAGCUCACCGGGCGAUGGCUUAGGGUGGAAGGGGGACCACCACCAUGAUCAGGAGGAGGAGGAAGAAGAAGAAGAGGAGGAAGAAGAGUGUGAGAGACACGUGUCUCAGAAUGGAGAAGAUGGACUGGAAAGUAGCAUGGAUCAAUGGGACCUCUCCUUCUCUCAGGAGAACCUAGAGGACGUUGGACUCCUGAAAGAGCUGAAGGCCUACCACGAUCAUUCAGCAGAAGGGGAACAGACCUUUGACCUAGGCAACCUUAGAGACUUCAAACAUGGCAGAGAGAGUGCCCAUGGGAGUCCCCCACCUGAUAAUGGUGACUACCAAGAUCAUGAUGGGAUCCAGGAGGAUCUAAGCCCCGUUUCCUAUUGGCAGCUGCAGAUCGAUCAGCGGCUGAGCAUGACAGAAAAAAAGCAGGAUGGUGACAGCUCUGGAGGACUAGAGAAGCAAGGAAAGGCCUGGGAAGCAGGCAGCGAUGGGGAGGCCUACCCGGAACUUUCUUACGAGGGCCAGUGCGGUUCGGAGUGCAGCGCCAGCCCUGAGGCUCUGAGGGAUCCCCUGACUUCAUAUAAGCAUGGCAAAUCUUACAGUUUUACCUCAGACAGUGGGGAGGACUUCUCAGAUGGCUCCAAUGUUAGCCCAUCUCCCUCCAGGGUCCCUCCAGAUCAUAUCCAAUUAAGGAUAGAUGCCUUUGAAUCCCAGAGCCUUGAUGGCAGCUCAGAGUUUCCUGAGGAAACAGAAUUCUCCUCCCCGUCAGCGAGGAGCCCUGAGAGCCACAUACUCAGUUCACCAGCAGAUUCUACACAUUGGACUCGGAACCUCUUGGGUCGCCUCUCUGUGGAAGACCUUCAGAAUUCUCCUGGAAUUGAUGCUGAGACGUUUCCAGAAUCCUCCUAUACGGACAAAGUGGGUGAGCCUACGGGAAUUGUAGUCAAGGUGGACACUGCCAGCGUGACCCGAACAACCAAACGCUAUCCUUCAUCCACUGCUAAGCCUAAAGAGGGGUUAUUAGAUGCCAUUGGAAGAAUGAAGAUGCCCCGUGCCACGAGGCAAGUUGGCAACCGGCCAUCAGAAAGAGUGAGGAGACUAAAAGCAGAUGUACCUCAUGGGCUUCCUUCCAAAUUUAGCAGGCCGUCAAGAUCCCUGAGUCCUCAGGGGAGAGCCAGCCAGAAAAAGCCGAGUUCACAUGAGCGUGGCCCAGUGAGUCAAGUGACCCCAGGUGCAAACAACGCCUCACAGUAUGGCCGAGGGCAGCUCAACUACCCACUACCUGAUUUCUCUAAAGUAGAGCCUCGAGUUAGAUUCCCUAAGGAUCCACAAGCUUACCACCCUCCCCGGGGGAAGUCUCCCCCUGCGAGAUCCAAGGACUCAGGGAGGCCCGUGAUCUUCAAAUCUCCUGCUGAGAUAGUCCGCGAGGUGUUGUUGAGCAGUGGGGAAGGCUCACCUCAGAAAUGCCCAACUCCCACUGACGCUGUGAUUCCAGAAGAAUUCAAAUCCCCCAGACAAGCCACAGAGCUGGUGCAGCAGCUUCAGGAAGACUACCACAAGCUUCUGACUAAGUAUGCGGAGGCCGAGAACACCAUUGACCGGCUGAGGCUGGGUGCAAAGGUGCGCCUGUAUGCUGACCCUCCAAAACCCCACCAGGGUGUCCAAAUGGGGACAAUAUCUCAGGGCUUCAAGGUCAUGACCUUCAGCAUCCCCCAGAUCAGAGCAGCAGAAGUGACAGGGGGGUCUGGUCCAGUUCUGGGUGCCACGUCAAGUCAAGGGCCUUCAAGACAGCAGGCUGAAUCUUCUCUUCCUGAUUCGGUGGAUGCUGGUGGUCCCAGAGCAGAUGGCUUCACCUCCACGGAAAACCCAUUCUCAGGGGAUCACUUGACAAAGGUGUUGGCUGCCCAGGCAAGAAAGUUUCAGAGCCAGGUGGAAUCCCUGGAGGAGUUAAUUCGGACUGGGAGGCUGAUGCCAGAGGACCAGUUGAAGGCAUUUGCAAGGCUCAAGGAAGCCCAGGGUGCCUUGGAACGGACCUACCUGCAGGCCCGGGAAGAUCACAGGCAGUUGCAGAACCAGCCUGCGGGGGCGCUCGGAGAUUUUGAUCCAGAUCGAGCGGUGGAAGGAGAGAUAUUCCGCCUGGAGAUGCGCUUGGAAGAGCUGAAAGAGAGAAUUGACCAGGCGACUCAGCCAGCCCCGUGGAGCAGCUCUGAGGCAGCUGUGGCCCCUGACUAUCGGCCUGCAGAGGCUUCAGGCAUGCAAAUGGGGUCUCCAGCACCAUCCAUUCAAGCCCCAGUCCCAGUUGUCCGCACUCCAUACCCUCAGGCUCCCAUUCCUAAGGACUGCCCCGGUCAAGUCCAGAUUGCGGUAGAAGUGAGCUCCAUCAGCGAUGAGGCUGAGGAGUAUGAGGAAGGCCUCCCGGAGCCCCUCUGCCUCAAGCAGCUUCAAGUAGAGAAGGACUUUGACAACCUCCUGGACCAUUACAGCAGCUUCAAGUCUUUGCCAGAAGCUAUGAGUUUGGAACAGCUGCAUCUACACAAUCAUAGCUUGUCCCCAGAUGCCCAGAUGCCCCAGAUGCACAGUCAUAGCUUGUCCCCAGACAGCACAACUGCAAGGGAUGCUGGGACAAAGGACAAACAUCACAGAAAGGUUUCUGAAGAUAAUGAGACCAUUCGCAUCUCAUCCUCCAAGCAGUUGCCAAAGAGGAUGCCUCCUGAGCUGUCACCAGAAAAGACCAUCCCAGUGUCCUCCAUCCAAGUGGAGGAAUCCAUUCCUCGGAGAUUGGCUGAGGAAUGCAGACCCUCUCCUGCAGUUCCCAGGAAUUCUUCUGGCAGGCAACAGGUGCCACUCUCGCCUCAGGGAAGCACGGCAAGCAUCAGGGGCAGCGCCACUUCGGAACGUGCAGCCCGAAAGUCCUUUCAGAAGACAAACGUGGCAUUAUCUGAGGAUUUACGCAUUGUGUCCCCAGAGACAGACAGUGGAUUUGUGGGGUCCGAAGCCAGCAGGGUCUCUCCCUUGGCACAGCUGCCAAAGCCACGUUCAUCCCGCUGUAGGUCCCAUAGCAUGAUAGGAAAACUUCCUCCAAAGAUGCCUGAUUCGGAUGGUCUCCUUCAGCUGGCAUCUAGGAGGACAGAAUCUGCAGCAGUGGAGCCACCGGUGACUGAUGUGUCAGCCAGGCAUACCCUGCCAGAAGGAGGCACACAGAGACACAGUGUUCACAGCGGCAGCUCCUUCCAGAUGGGCUCACCUCCCCAGUGGACAAACAGCAUUGCCAGUGAGACAGAGCCAGGCACAGAUAGCACUCACACAGACUCUGAAGGUGAGGUUCACGGCAGAAUCAGCACUUAUAAUGCCCAUCCUGAUGAGAUGAGGCAUUCUCCAAGUUUCUCUGCCACUUCACUGUCCCCAGCCACAGCUCCGUGGCACAGCCUUCUAGAUUCCCGCUUGGAACGAGACCAAGCUAUUAUGGCUUUGAAGAAUGAGGUCUCGCAGCUGCGGCAAAGCCUGGAGGAAACUCUCCACCAGCCUCACGGCCAUCCAAAGCAAUCAUCCUCCCCCCGUGCCUCUGUGGCCCGACUGCCGUUCCAGGGCAGCACUCGCAUCCCCAAGAGUGCCAGUCAGAUGGGCAAAACUUCAGGGAAAGAUACUGUUGGAUCUGAAGAGCCAUGUUUGGAGACCAAACCAAAAAGAUGGGAAAGGAGAUCAUCUUUUCCACCAAAUGAGACCCAGCUGGAUCUCAGCCCUUCAGAAUCGGACUGCUCUCCACCAAGGCCUCAGGAAAGUAAGUCCCAGGAAGCUGCCUCUUCUAGGAUAGAAUCUCAGAAACAGUCCAUCUUAAAAGGACCUUAUACAGGAACACGGUACCCCUUGUCUACACCUUUGUCCCCAAAACCAAAGGUUCAGAAACGUCCUGACUCCUGCCCCCAUUGCCAAAAGAUCAGAUCGCAGCCUGUAGAAGAACCCAAGAGUGAGCCAAAGGCUUCGGAGACGGAAGGCUAUCAUCUCCCCUCCACUGAUUCAUCCAAAUCCAGCCAGCAUAGCACUCAAAAGAAGAUGGGACUAUGUCCGCUGUGUAAAGAUACCAAGAAUCACAGGAGCAAACUGGUGAAUGGGGUGGACCACAGCAGAGAAUUCACCUCAUCACAAGGCCACAGUGAAGAAGAAAAGCGCUGUAAUCGACAGCAGCCGCAGCAGCCCGGGCUGUGGUAUUGGGCUCUCCCAUCCCCAGCUGCAUCAGUUGGCUAUGUCCCCACCGUUCCCUUGGCAACCUAUCUCCCAUCAUCUGUAAUCUACUGUUCACCACCAGCACCUACCUCAGCUUCCUCUCCAGCUGGUGUUCCUGUGAACGUAUCCACCAGGGAUCAAGCUACAGCACCAAGAACUUGGUCCUUGGGGAUGCAACCCCAAGGCCACUCCUGCUCCUUGAUGCUCAACUUGGAUGAGAUGCAGGACCUCAGCUGGGCUCUGAACCAUGCCAUUGAAGCCGCCAAAGGUGUGAAGCUCACCACCAAGCGGAUGAGCAGGUCUCUAACAUCAGAACUGAGCAAAACUCGAAGCCUGCGGGGGUCCUGCCUCUUCUAAUAGCAGUGCACAAUGGGACCCUGUCCCCACCCCUUUUACCAAGGAAACGUGGACCAAGAUGCCCAACUUACAGAAAAGAAGUCUUCUUCAGGAAACAUUUCUUAUGUGUUUAAGUGCCAAAGAACAACACCACAACCCCUUAACCUUCCAGGAGGACAUCCCCUUAGUUGUUGGGGGCUAACAAGGCCAUGGGUAUCAUGGAAAGCUGCAACCAAAUCUCGGCUGGAAGGCUGGCCGUUUCCACACGCUCUUACAGGGAUGGCCCACUCACGGAACGCUGGCAGCUUUUCCCCAGGAAUCCAGACGUCUCCAUUUUCAAAACAGUUGCGGGCUGUUUGGCUUCCAUUUUGUCACCACCUUUUCUGGGUUCCUGGAAAGUGCUCCUUGCUUUUCCACAGAGGAAACACACACACACACACACACACACACCCAUUGGGAGUUUUCAUUAGGUUUCAAAGGCACGUUGCCUUCCCACCACAUGAAGAAAAAGCACAACCGUUUCCCAUUUCUUGCACUACCUCCUGUCCUUGCUUUGUGCUGCUUCCACACAGAAGUGGGAAAAGGCCGAGUGUCCCCCUGAUGUAACUUUCUGGUACAAAUCACAAACUAGGCAGAAUUUUCUAGGGCAGCAGAAUGGCACCACACUUCCCCUGGCAUCCCUGUAGGUAAAAACUUUGACAUUUGAAGGUUAAAAAAAAAGACAAUGCAGGAUCAUCUCAGGGAUGCUGAAACCGACUCAUGGCGUGUAAUGCUGAUCACUUUCUACCGUGUAGAACAGCAGGAUUUGAGUCCAGUGGCACCCCUCAGAGAUCAACAAGAUUUUCAGAGUAUUAGCCUUCAAGCAUAUACCCUGAAAAUCAUAGUCUCUAAAAUGCCUCUGGAUUCAAAUCAUGUUCUACUGCAGAUCAACAUGUCCAGGGCUUUUUUUCAGCAGGAACGUGGAGGGCAAUCAAAACUACCCUCUGUCUGGAGAUCAGGGGGUGGGGCCACUGGCCAUGUGACCAUUUUUGCCGAGGGCGAUUUAAACUUUCCAGCUGACCCAAAGUGACAUCAUUGUGUGGUCCUGAGUCCCACCACUGAGUUCCACCACCUCUUUUUCCAGAAAAAAAGCCCUGAACAUGACUAGCUACCUGAAUCUACCCCUAUAGGAAGAGGCGAGCCCAAUAUGAAUACCUUCGGAAACUGGAAGCAAGGCCCUUUUUGUGAAGCAAGGGAUAAGGGGGGAUUUUUUUAAAAAGGGGAGGCACUUACCUUAUUUUUUGCCUGUGAAUCCUUACUGUAGCCUUAGAACUUCCCCUGUUGGGAAUAUCCUCUUCAGACUACUCUUGGUUUCACCUUUACCGCCAUCAUUCUUUGCCUUAAGCCCUUGGACUGCUCAGCAACAGCCGCUUUGUUCAAGUUCAGAGCAGACCCUGUUGCACAGAGGGUAAUGGACGUGGCUUCUCUUUGUUGGCCAGUCAGUUAUUUAUUUGUAAGGAGCUCAGCGACCACAAAGGACACUCUUAAGGCACCAAGGAACCACUGCUGGUUGCCUGAAGGGAGAACAUCUGCACUUUAGUUUGCAUCAACUUUUCUCUUCACCGAGCCAUACCAGAAACAAUGGCUGGCAUUUGUGGAGCAAGACCUAUCUUGGGCCUGGUGCAUGCAUCCCUGUAAAGAGCAGGUCAGAAGAAGGUCCUAGAAAUGCUGUUGGCCUGCAUCUGCUCCCGCAGUACUUACCUCAGGACUGUUAAG
Molecule: messenger RNA, 6410 nt
Organism: Eublepharis macularius
Lineage: Eukaryota; Metazoa; Chordata; Lepidosauria; Squamata; Eublepharidae
Gene: AKNA
Product: AT-hook transcription factor
Exons: 21
Coding region: 108-4676 (1522 amino acids)
Biological process (GO): epithelial to mesenchymal transition; neuroblast division in subventricular zone; neuroblast delamination
Cellular component (GO): centrosome
Source: RefSeq, a predicted model, not a curated record